AUGGCGACGGCCGUAUCACUGUUGGCCAACCUAUGCAACAGCGCCUUUGACCAACAGCACCACCACCAGCAGUCACAUCAGCAACAGCAAUUCUUUUCCCCGUUCGCGGCCCAAGGACCGGAAACGCUUCAGCACCGUUACACCAGCGCCCCCGCAGCCGGUGGUGGCCGCAGGAGCGAAGGGAACGGGAAUCCGUGCUUCCAUCUCGACGCGCUAGACUUUCAUCUGCUGAGCCGCACAUUCGAGGAAGAGAUCGAACAAAUGGAAUACUCGGGCAACUCCAGUACCUACCAGUAUCAUCAGCAGCACGAUCAGCAGCAGCAACAGCAGCAACUUUCUAGCGCAACAAGACGCCAGAGACAGGGACAGCAAGAUUUCGAGCAGAUCCCUUCCGGUUACAACUUGGACAACGAGGACACGUACAGCGGUUCGCCGAACAACUUCCAGGACUAUCAGAACAACUUUGUCGAUUCGCCACCGGAUUCGAAGGAACCGUGGCCGGUCGAGUACGGCAAGAUGCACACGGCGAUCGCCUCGACCAGUGGCGCUGCCAGCGAGACGGCAAACGCGUCGACGGCCGUCACAGCGGUCACGGUUGCAACGGCGGCUGUUGCCGCGGCCGCAGCGGUAUCCCAGCAGCAGCAGCAGCAGCAGCAGCAGCAGGACACCGGUUCAUUCAUGAGCAACUGCAUUCUGCCGAGUCGCAAGCGGCGCAUGGAGUGGAUGUCACCGCAGCAGGAGGACACCGAUGGGUCCGAGACAAAAAUCGCCAAUAUCGAAAAGGAGCGUGACACACAGCGUAAGGGAAGCAUGCGUUGGGCCGAUGAUCUCGAUCUGGACCUCACCAACGAACUGUCCAACAAUGGAUACAUUAGCGACUCCCUACUGAACUUUCCCGUGUUCAAGCAAGAACUCCCUUCGCCGCCACAAAAGACGUUUGUUUUCUUUUCUUACUCUAAGUCACAACAACAACAGCAUCAGCUGCAGCAGCAAGCGUUGCAUCAACAAGCCGGAGGAUCAUCCGGACAGGAUCACCCGCAGCAAGUAACGGCUGCCGGUGGUGGCCUACAGCAACAAACGCUUGGUGGUGGCGGCGGUACCGCCAGUGGGGGAAAUGGGGGUAACAAUCUUCAGCAACAACAAGUCGCACAAUUCCAGCAGCAGCAUCAGCAUCAACAACAAGGACAAAGUCCGAUGAAUGGCAGUGCGCUGAUGAGUAACGCCGUGCACAAUGCUGCGCUUGGUUCUUCUGGGCUCAGCAGUCUGCAGAACUUUCUGCAAAGCAACCGACUAGAUACCGAUGCAACGGGAGCUGUUUUGCAGAUGCAACAGGAUGGAGCACUAGCAGCAGCACUGGCAGCGCGCGGAGGUGAACAUGCCGCUGACGACCACAAUCGAUUCCAGUACGUGCUGGCGGCCGCGACCUCGAUAGCGACGAAAAACAACGAAGAAUCUCUCACCUACCUCAACCAGGGCCAGAGCUACGAGAUCAAGCUGAAGAAGCUUGGCGAUCUGUCCCCGUUCCGGGGUAAGAUUCUGAAGAGUAUUAUCAAAAUAUGCUUCCACGAGCGCCGGCUGCAGUACAUGGAGCGGGAGCAGAUGCAACUGUGGCAGGCUUCCCGUCCUGGGGAGCGCAUUUUGGAUGUUGACAUCCCGCUGUCGUACGGAUUGAUGCAAGUGCAGCCGACCAGCAGCAACCUGCUAAACACGAUCGAGGUGUUUUGGGACCCGAUGAAGGAGGUCGGCGUUUACGUGAAGGUGAACUGCAUUUCCACCGAGUUCACGCCGAAAAAGCAUGGCGGUGAGAAGGGUGUACCGUUCCGGAUACAGGUAGAGACGUACCUGGACAGUACCACGAACGGUCUGUCGAACGGUGCGGCCAGUGCCGGUGACGACAAGGACAUGAUCCGACCGCUCCAUGCCGGUGCUUGUCAAAUAAAGGUGUUUAAACUGAAAGGAGCCGAUCGAAAGCACAAACAAGACCGAGAGAAAAUACUCAAGCGUCCCGCCACCGAGCAGGAAAAGUAUCAGCGUAGCUGCGACUGCACAAUACUGGCGGACAUAUCGACCGACGCGGUUCUGUUGCCACUAGGUGGCAGUUUCAGUCCGGACCACAUUAAACGUAACGUGUCGCCACUUUUGGGUGGACCCGCCUCACCGGGCCAGUUGAACAAGUUCGAAAACAUCAUGUCGAGCGUCCUAUGUGGUGGUGCAAACGGGGGAGGAAAUACCGGUGGCAACAAGACGGCGGCCACCGUUUCGACGGCGGCAGCCGCUGCGGCAAUGGUCGCGGCGGCUUCAGCAGCCGCGGCGCAGCAGAACAAUCCGAUCGGCAUUAGCAACGUCAGCUCAACCAACGGUAUGUGCAAGGCACCGACACCGAUGGACCAGUCGAUGGGUGGCGUCAUGUCGCCACAGCAACCGCCCAGCGAGCUAGACGAUUAUGUACCGACUAUUACGAAAGAAACGAGCCCAGGGGCGCUGGCGCAGUGGCUGGCCGUGCACCGGCUGUCCGCCUACAGCAAAACGUUUGCUCAAUUUUCCGGCUCCGAUAUAUUGAGAAUGUCCAAAGAGGAUCUUUGUAAAAUAUGCGGCUUGGCCGACGGCAUCAGGAUGUUUAAUAUACUCCAUUCAAAGGCCAUCACACCACGAUUGACGAUCUACGUCAGCUUCGAGGCAAACAUCUACCACGCGAUCUUCCUGCACUCGAACACCAUCCCGGAGUUAGUGCAGAAUCUGUCGAAAAUACCCGGCUUCCUAGAGGCGAUCAAUGCGAUGAACAACAGCGCCUCCGGUUCAUCCGAGGCCGGGCUGGGCUGGUCCGGUGCCUUCGGCGGACGAUCCGGCGGUUCGGGUGGUGUACUGAAACUGUCCAAUGGCAUGGGAGGACGCCACGGCAUCGACGGGCAUCUGUCUACGCCGUCCCCUUCGUCACCGCCCAUCUCGUCGUCCUCGAGUGUGGCCAAGCUGCAGCUGCUGAUCAACGGCCCGGGCGGCAUCCAGGUGCUGCUGACGGAGGACGUGCUCAACAACGUCAAGGACGAAACCCAGUUCCAGUUGGAGUUGAAACCGAACGGGAAUAUAUUGAUGAAGGCGGUUCACAAUGCGUCCUCGAGCAGUGCCGACUGCUCUAUCGACGAGGAUGGCAAUUAGUGGGAGCGUGCAUUACACCAGCAACAGGUGUAUCGGGGCGGCAAUUUUACUGGAGUUUUCCAAUGAUUAUAUUUUACCGUUUUUUUUUAAAUUUCUGAGAAACUUAUCUUAUAGAUUUUUAAAAGGGCAGUGCCUAGGUUGUAGGGGUGAUAAUAGGACGAGAUUUAAGUCUUAAAAGAAGAGGAAACAUUGCCUAGCGCGACGUGCAGAUACGAAGGUGCGUGAUAUGAUAUUGUGCAAUGUGAUGCGGAGCAGAAUCCAGCGAUACACCAUCGCUCUAAGGGAUUUUCCCUCGCGCAAGUGCUUGUUAGAUGCCACUCAGGGUUUGUUUCGUGUGUGACGCCAUGGGUCACCGCGUACCGUGUACCGUAUGUUAACAUUAACAUGAUUGGUGUACUAGUUACUGGGCCUUAAAGUUCACCAAUGUGCCAUCAUUAACUCGGACCGUCUCGGCGUAGUUUGGGAGAGGGUAAACAAAUGAGAGAAUGAUCUACAUUUUUUUUCGUACAUUGAAGGCAUUUAGUAGCGAUGAACUCACAAAACAAAUUAUAUUGUGGAACAGAUAAAGUAAAAAAAGGAAGCAAAACUGUUAUUGUUAAGGCGAAUCCGACUAAUCGUCACUGAAAGAAACACACACACAUGCAUUACAUUAGUACAAAAUGGAUUGAUGACGAUGAGAGGGCUUUUAGGGUCGCCAAUUUAUUUUUAGAAUUAUAUUACUACAACAAAGUGAAGGAGAGUAAGGAUGGAAGCGAUAUAUAUAUUUUUUAAAUUUCUUUUUUUGAAAAUACACAAUAAUUGUUUCCGUAGAACAUCUUUGUGUAAUGAUUGAUCGCAUGAAAUGGAAGUAAUAUAAUUUUUUUUGUCUACAAACCCCUUAGUUAAAUCAUAGAAGUUCCACAACGCGGCAUGGUUCUGCGAGAGACUGGUUUGCUUUUGCAAGACAAGUGAAAUGAAGUGUCUUAAUAGCUAUAGUAGAGGAAGAUGAUGCCUUUAUAUACACCAACUUUCGUAGGAUAGGUUAACCGUUGAUUUUAACCGUCUCGCCGUAGUAAGCACGUCAUACUGUAGAGCAGUAAGGUUAUGUCUAAGAAAUUUGUUAAUGCAACUAGACACGAAGAUGUUUGACGAUAAAAGAAGAGCUUUUCUUGAGGGGAAAUGCUUUAAAAUGAAAAAAAAACAUGUGUUACAUUUGAAGAAAAAAGAUGUAAAUAAAUAUGUUUGUCUAUUGCGGAAA
Messenger RNA from Anopheles coustani, 4390 nucleotides. RefSeq lists its product as uncharacterized. Lineage: Eukaryota; Metazoa; Arthropoda; Insecta; Diptera; Culicidae. Gene Ontology annotation, molecular function: RNA polymerase II cis-regulatory region sequence-specific DNA binding; DNA-binding transcription activator activity, RNA polymerase II-specific. Gene Ontology annotation, biological process: regulation of transcription by RNA polymerase II. Gene Ontology annotation, cellular component: nucleus. The record is from RefSeq and is a predicted model, not a curated record. Bases 1 to 3153 code for a protein of 1050 amino acids. The transcript has 12 exons.